Babesia microti strain RI is the source of this 486-nucleotide messenger RNA. Its product is annotated as meiotic nuclear division protein 1, putative (MND1). The record is from RefSeq and is a predicted model, not a curated record. The transcript is spliced from 5 exons. Bases 1 to 486 code for a protein of 161 amino acids. NCBI's taxonomy places the organism in Eukaryota, Apicomplexa, Aconoidasida, Piroplasmida, Babesiidae.
AUGAAAUGGCUAGUAGAUGAAAACAUGAUAAUGCAAAACAAAAUGGGUUCCAUCAACAUCUAUUGGACUCUAGCUUCCGAAGAAUACUCAAUGCUAGAUAGAAAGAGGCAUAAUUUGCAAAACAUACUCACCAAGGAAUCACAAAAUUUACUAAUCGAGAAGGAACGACAAACAGAACUAAUCGAAAGGGUGUACGAUUUGUCAAACAAAAGUGAUGAAACAACACCAAAAAAGGAUAGGAAAUCCAAGAUUCCUAUAGAUAUAGAAAAACUGAACCAUGAACAAGUAUCACGACAAUUAGACAAUGUCAGAUUGGAAUUAACUAAAUAUGAAAAUAUGCUAUCCAAAAUGAAGAUUAUGGAACUAUAUAGUAUAGAAUCACUUAAAAGCCAAAUUGAAUUGGCAACUAUUGCCACCCAGAGAUGGAACGACAAUAUACUGAGUGUUAAAUGCUGGUUUACCAAACAUGUACUUAAUAAUAAUUAA